AUGAGAAAAUUUUUUUCCCAAGCUUGUGAUCGUAUUUAUCGUCUGGUCAAAUUUGUACGUGUAUUCUGUUUUCUCCUCUCCUUCUAUCAUGUUCUGUUCCGUUCGCGACGUUGCCCCGUUCAGUGGUUUGGAAAUCUGGUCACCUUGAAUUGGUGGGACGAUUUGUGGUUAAACGAGGGAUUUGCCAGUUUCAUAGAAAGUAUUGGUGUGAACCACGUGCAUCCAGAAUGGGGUAUGGAUGAACAGUUUUUGCUGGAUGAUAUGCAAAAGGUUCUGACCAGUGACUCGCUAUCAACUUCUCGACCGGUAUUUCAACCGGUGUACUAUCCAAACGAAAUCAAUGAAAUAUUCGAUCCGAUUUCGUAUAACAAGGGUGCUGCCGUGCUUCGCAUGAUGGAGUCAUUCAUGGGCCGCAAUGCUUUCCGUCUCGGUUUAAAGCAUCUGAUCUACGAGGUUAAAUCAGAAUUCUUGAUCUUCUCACAAGUGAUUUCGUGGAACUCAUCAGCCUAUUUGGCCAUGUGGUGCCAAGAUGAGCUACAUUCCCAUACGUUGCACGAUUGA
Echinostoma caproni is the source of this 561-nucleotide messenger RNA. The record is from the annotation of a GenBank genome assembly. NCBI's taxonomy places the organism in Eukaryota, Metazoa, Platyhelminthes, Trematoda, Plagiorchiida, Echinostomatidae.